AUGAAUUGGGUGGUCGAUUUAUUUUUCUCAGGCGAAUUACUAACUCCCCCUCGGUACAAACUAUAUUAUAAUAAUACAUAAUCAAUGUUUAUAAUAAGUAAAUUAUUUUAAAUUUUAGAGAGCUUUAUUCUAAGACUUAAUUUUUUAGAUUUUUCAUUGCAAAUAUUUACAAAUUUAGAAAAAAUUAACCACCUUGGUUAGCCAGGGGAAUUAAGGUCUCAACUUCGCACAUUUAAAGAUUCUGAAGAUUUAACAGCUGAAGAAUGUGAUAUAAUUGAAAAGGCUUAUAACAAAGGUUGGUGGAUGCAGAAUCUUUCUCAGCUCCCGAUUAUGUAUUUAGCUGUCACAGCGCUUAGCAGUAAAAACAUUUAUAAAUUAUCUUUGCGGAAAAAAGCAGGUGCUUAUUUGCUUGUUGGAAGUGGACUUGGUGCUUGCUAUUUGAUUUUAGGAACAUUUAUAUGAAAUUAUUGUUCUCAGGAAGCAGAACCUGUUUUGAAAAACUUUUUUAAGAAUUAUAAUCCAUAG
Molecule: messenger RNA, 525 nt
Organism: Blepharisma stoltei
Lineage: Eukaryota; Ciliophora; Heterotrichea; Heterotrichida; Blepharismidae
Source: the annotation of a GenBank genome assembly